AUGACCUCUGUAUCUCCAAACUCUUUGCCCUAUGUUUCGGGGACAGAGCUGCCGCGAGUCUCUGAAGGCGAGACCAUCCGUCGCAGUAACGAGCAAGACGAGAAGGAGGAGGAAGAGGCGCAAGAACCGCUCGCGAAGAAGAGGAGCAGGCUGAUGUUUUGGAAGAAGUAUGAACAGGGUGAGAAGAGUGACUGGUGGUUCGCAUCCACUGGCAUUCCUUUGCUCGCUGCUACUCUCGGACCGCUGGCUAAUAUCUCAUCGCUUGUCGCCCUUGUCACAUCAUGGCGCAUGAAUGUGUACAUUGACGGUCAAUUCGUCGAGGAGCUUGAAGGGAAGUCCUUCGCUGACCCGAGAUGGUGUUACUACUUCAACGUGGCCUCCCUGGUUUGUGGUUUCCUGGGUAAUAUAUUCCUCCUCUUCAAUUUCACGCAGCGUAUUCGAUACAUUAUCGCUUUGCCUGCUACGAUCAUCCUCUGGUAUCUCGCGACCGGUUUUCUCAUCGGGAUAACAGUGAGCAUGGAGAUCUACGCACCGCCUAAUCGCCCCUACGAAACCUAUACGCAAGGCUUCUGGUAUGCCGUCGCCGCAGCCUCUUUCUACUUCUUCUGCUCCAUGCUUCUGAUGGUCAAUAUGCUCGGCUUCUUCCUCGGACACUACCCAGACAACUUCGCUCUUUCCGAUUCCCAGCGCACGCUCAUCCUACAAACAAUGGUAUUCUUCAUCUGGCUUGGGGGUGGCGCAGCAGUUUUUAUGAAGAUCGAGGAUAGUGCCGGGCAAGGCUGGGAAUACGCCGAUUCUCUAUACUUCUGCGACGUGACUGUCUUGACGGUUGGCUUUGGAGAUUUCUACCCUACCACCGAUCUAGGGAGGGGUAUCGUGUUUCCCUUUUCCGUUGGCGGCAUUAUUACGUUAGCUCUGAUCGUGAGCUCGAUAUACAAAUUCAUGCGCGAACUGGGCGAGGAGAAUAUCGUCAUGAAGCAUACCGAUCGUAUGCGGCAAAGGACCGCCGAUCGCAGCGUUACCACCUCCUUCGAUCUCCGCCAGCGCGAACAUGCUGAGCGGCACCUCAUUCGUAGACGCUCGCUUAAGGAAAGAGAACGCCCAAAGAUUAGUGCUCCUACCGAGCUGAGGGAGAUGCGCACUGCUAUGGGGAACACAGUUAGGAGGGCCACUUUCAGGCCACUGCCGAACGCACUCACCCCAGGGAGGAAUAAGAAGCAGCGCGUGAUUCUGCUCAAGGAAGAGAAGGAUCGGUUCCUUGCAAUGCGGGGAAUUCAACAGAAGUCGAAGAAGUACAGGCAGUGGCUAGCGCUGUUAUUUUCAACGUUUGCCUUUGGAAUCUUGUGGUGUGUCGGUGCGGUGGUGUUUUGGCAGCAGGCGGAGAAGAACACCCAGGGCAUGACCUACUUCGAAGCCCUCUACUUCUGCUACAUCUCACUCUUGACCAUAGGCUACGGCGAUCUGGCACCCAAGUCAAGCGCCGGCCGCUGCUUCUUCGUCAUCUGGAGCCUUAUCGCGGUCCCCACAAUGACAAUCCUCGUCUCCGACCUCGGCGACACCGUCGUCUACAAAUUCCAUCGCUGGAGUGAUAAAUUCGCCGACUUCACUGUCCUCCCUAAACAAGGCAUAUGGCGCACCUUCCUCGACAAGCAUCCCUCGCUAUUGCGCCUGGUGCAGAGGCUGCAGAAAAAGAUCGCGGACAGGAAGGCGAGGAAGAGGGUGGAGAGGGGGUUCGAGCUGGAUGAUCCGGAUCAGCCCGUCGAGAAUCCGGGGUGGGAUACCCAGACUAGGGAUAUUUCUGCUGCUGAGGCGCAAGUAGAUGAGUCGCCUGUUGAGGCUGAUAAUAGGGCGACUGCGCCAACACUGCCUGUCCUCGCGGAGGAAGCAGAGCAAGAUGCCCUUGGGAAGUCGCCGAGUCCCAAGGCUGUUGCACACCACCUCGCGCUCAGCAUCAAGCGCGUUGCCGCUGACAUGCACCUUCCCAAGCCUAAACGCUACACCUUCGAGGAAUGGGUCUUCUUCGUGCGGCUGAUCCGCCUCACAGGAAACAAAACCGGAUCCCGCGGCGAUGAAGAUGAGGAGGAUGAGGAAGGGCUCGUCGAGUGGGACUGGAUUGGGCCGGAUAGUCCGUUGAUGAGCGGGCUGAGUGAAAGCGAGUGGUUGUUAGAGAGGCUGUGUGAGAGUUUAAUUCGGUUGGCGAAGAAGCCGUACAAUGUGAGGGGUGAGGUGAGGCUAGAGACGGGCGAGGGGGUGGAUGGAGAUGAUCGGGUGAUCAGGUGGGCGGGUGAUGAAAACGAUCCGAGGGAUGAGCAGAGGCUGGACAAGGUUGCAGGUGAUACUAAUGAUGGAGACCCGGGUCGGGCAGAAGAUCGUGGCACCGGUGCUGGAGAUGUAACAUGA
Molecule: messenger RNA, 2400 nt
Organism: Paraphaeosphaeria sporulosa
Lineage: Eukaryota; Fungi; Ascomycota; Dothideomycetes; Pleosporales; Didymosphaeriaceae
Product: voltage-gated potassium channel
Exons: 6
Coding region: 1-2400 (799 amino acids)
Biological process (GO): stabilization of membrane potential; potassium ion transmembrane transport
Cellular component (GO): membrane
Molecular function (GO): potassium ion leak channel activity
Source: RefSeq, a predicted model, not a curated record